UCCUGCUUGCAGAGAACAAGAGCUACAAAUUAAAUUGUUCACUGUGUCCCUUUCCAAGCCCUGAUCAAGGAAGAAAUUUAAUACUGCGUUUUAUGCCCCCCCCACACACUCCACUCCCACUUUUAGAAAGAGUUAAAGAUUUGGAAAUGAGUUUUGACAGCAGUGUUAGUUGCUGAAAUACUCAAUGAUAACAGAGAUUUAAAGAAGGGAUUCGUGGAUGGGACUUCUCUAUAAGUCAACAGUAACAAACAGCAGAAGAACGAAAAACAGGGACUUUUUUUUCAAGGAAUUGUGAAAAUCUGUCCUGAUGGAAAGAGAGACAACAGGGAGGUCGGUUCCAGCCAACAAGAGAGCUGCCAGGAAACUUCUCAAACUGUGCCUUGGUGUGUUUGUGAGUAGCACGGUCGUGCUCGGCAUUGCCCUUUUUCUGGUUAGUAAAGGACACAUCAAAUUUCAUGCAAAGCAACAAUAUCAAUAUUGCUUGACUCCUGAAUGCAUUGAAGCUGCUGCCUCCAUCAAAAGCAAGCUAAAUGUGUCUGUGGACCCCUGUGAUAACUUUUUCCGAUUUGCCUGUGAAGGAUGGUUUCAAGAUAAUCCAAUGCCAGAAGAUUAUUCAAGUUAUGGAACCUAUUCUUGGCUGAGACAUAAUGUAGAUCUAAAAUUGAAAGCUCUCCUUGAAAAACCACUUAGCAAAAGACGAGACAAUGAAGCUGUACAGAAGGCCAAGAUACUUUAUUCUUCAUGUAUGAAUGAGGUCAUCCGAUUAUAUGUGGCUUCAGAUGAUAAGGCUUCUAAUGAGCACAUCAUAAAGUUAGAUCAAGCAUCUCUGACUCUAUCAGCACGGGAAGACUACCUGGACAAUACCACAGAAGCUAAAUCUUACAGAGAUGCCUUGCUCCAGCUCAUGGUUGAUACCUCAGUCCUUUUGGGUGCCAAUGCGUCACAUGCAGAGUUGGAUAUGAAGUCAGUGCUUAAAUUAGAAAUAAAAAUUGCUGAGAUAAUGAUUCCACCUGAGAAUCGAACCAGUGAAUCUAUGUAUAACAAAAUGAACAUAUCAGAACUCAGCAGCAUGAUCCCACAGUUUGACUGGCUGGCAUAUAUCAAGAAGUUGAUCGAUACUAAACUCUAUCCUGACCUGAAGGACAUUGAUGCUUCAGAAAAUGUGAUUGUCCGAGUGCCCCAGUAUUUUAAGGAUUUAUUCAGGAUACUAGAAAGAGAAAGGAAAAAGACUAUUGCCAACUAUCUGGUAUGGAGAAUGGUUUAUUCAAGAAUAUUCAAUCUCAGUCGACGUUUUCAAUAUAGAUGGCUAGAAUUUUCAAGGGUAAUCCAGGGAACAGCAUCUUUAGUGCCUCGAUGGGAUAAAUGUGUAAACUUCGUAGAAAGUGCUCUCCCAUAUGUUGUUGGCAAAAUAUUUGUAAAACUACAUUUCCAAGAAGAUAAGAGAGAAAUGGGGCUUAGCUUGGCAUUUCACCUGAGUACCAAUGAGGCCUCAGAGAGAGCGAAUGGAAUGCUAGAGCAAUACUUGAAGUGCUAUGUCAACUACCAACAAACAAAUUGUGCGGAGUUGCUGCUGUUUGCUGAAGUGGCUUACAACAACACAGUGCAUUUUAGCACCAGGUUGACCUCUUUCCAAGUCACCAGAGGUGUGGAGUUCAUCCCCAUGCCUGAACUCCCUAGGGAGCCACCUUUAUCCAUGUCAUUGGCUGAAUGGAUGGAGUUCCUGAAGAAAGUGUGGGAGAAUACUAAGCAAGCCCUUCGAGAAGCAGCAAAAACCCAUAAAGUGCAAGCCAACAAGUGCCUUUCCAAAUGGAAAGUUAAGUUUACCUCUCAAUGA
Molecule: messenger RNA, 1834 nt
Organism: Thamnophis sirtalis
Lineage: Eukaryota; Metazoa; Chordata; Lepidosauria; Squamata; Natricidae
Source: RefSeq, a predicted model, not a curated record